Messenger RNA from Caenorhabditis angaria, 1642 nucleotides. Lineage: Eukaryota; Metazoa; Nematoda; Chromadorea; Rhabditida; Rhabditidae. The record is from the annotation of a GenBank genome assembly.
AUGAAAGUUACGCCAAUUGAAGCGACACAAAAACCAGCUCCAACAAUAUCGGCUCCAACAAUUUCAAAUUCAAAAACAGAUCAAAACAAAAUUGAAAAUGAAAAAACCGGAGGUGUUCGUUAUAUGAUUUUGAUUGUUUCAAUGAUUUGUCUCUCAUCAUUGAUGUCAAAUGUUGUCUGUUUCAAUUUCACAAUUAUGUGUAUGCCUGGAAUUGGAGAAUCAGAAGAUCUUGUUGCUUUUAAUAAAACACAAUACGAUGGAUAUACGCGAACUGAGAAAACAUGGCUAUUAAGUAUUGUGGCGGUUGGUGCAAUGAUUGGUGUAUUUCCAGUAACCUAUGGAAUAUCAGUUUAUGGCGGGAAGAAAAUAUUCACAAGUGCUGGAAUUCUCACAACAAUUGCUACAUUAUUAAUCCCUAUUUUUGGGCCGCUAGAUUUCAAUGUAUUUCUAGCAUUGAGAUUCCUCCAGGUUUGUGUUUUUUGCUCAUUUAAAAUGUCACCUUAUCUUCGGCAAAACUGAAAACUUUGCUUUCAGGGUGUUGCAUUUGCUUCAGUUUUCCCAACAGUUGGAAGUAUCACAUCCUCGUGGGCUUCUUUGACCCAACAAGGUCUUUUCAUAGCAGCUCUCACUACAUUUGGCCAACUUUCUUCAAUUUUUUCAAUGCCAGUCGCAGGCGAACUUUGUGUUUCUCCAUUUGGUUGGAAAUCUGUAUUCUAUCUUCAUGCAUUUAUAUCAGUUAUAGCUUUCACUAUCUGGUUUUUUAUCUUUACCGAUUCACCAUCAGAUAACAAAUAUGUUCUGACAGCUGAAUUAAAUGAAAUUCAACGUGAUAAAUCGAGUGAGGCAAAUGCAGCAGCACACGAAAGAGCAGCGAUUCCAUAUUUGGAAAUUCUAACAACUCCAUCAAUUUGGGCUGUUUGGGUUGGAGCAUUAGGAGAUUUGAUAGCUGUUCAACUUAUUCAUAUUUAUUCGCCAGUUUAUCUUCACGAUAUUGGAGGAUAUUCAAUGAAAAAGACUGGUUUAGCCGCAGCUGUUCCUGUAUUAUUCCAAUUUUUCGUCAAAUUAUCAGCAGGACAUUCAAGUGAUAGAUUACACGGUGUAUCAGAAACUGUAAAACUCCGGAUUUUCAAUACAAUUGCUCUUGGUGCAAGUGCCGCUUUCUUGAUUGCUCUUGGUUUUGUUGACCGAGGACAUGGAUUAUUAGGAUUAACACUUAUGACAUUAGCAACAGCAAUGUUUGGAUUCAAUGGUGGCGGUUUCAGUAAAGUGAGUGAGGAAUUCUGAUAAAUUUUCUGAAAUUUUUCUUUUACAGUGCGCGGCUCUAGUUUCUCGUCAAUACAGUCACUUCGUAAUGGCCAAUAUUCAAUUUUUAUUGUGUUUUUCGAUGUUGUUAUGCCCUAUUUUGGUAAGUUUUCAAACUAUAGUAGAUCACAAAACAAAAGUUCUUCUUUAGGUCUCAUUUCUUUUAAAAGACGGAACAAUUGAGGAAUGGCGAAUGGUUUUCUUUGUUCAUGCUGGAAUUCUAAUAGUUUGUAAUGCAUUUUUCUGUUGGUUUGCAACUGCAAAACCAGCACCGUGGACAGAUCGAUCAAUUAGUGCAUCUUCUUCCAAAAAUACACCAUUGUAUACAUACCGUGUUUAA